This is a messenger RNA of Neurospora hispaniola, 276 nucleotides long. RefSeq lists its product as uncharacterized. The transcript has a single exon. The record is from RefSeq and is a predicted model, not a curated record. NCBI's taxonomy places the organism in Eukaryota, Fungi, Ascomycota, Sordariomycetes, Sordariales, Sordariaceae. The coding region runs from base 1 to 276 and encodes 91 amino acids.
AUGCUCACACAAGGACUGCCACUACGACUCUCAGACACCGAAAGCUGUAUAUCUACACAUUGCGCCACCCAGUUGAUACUGUCUGAACCGAACUAUAUCUGCCCCGACAUCAUUUCGUCCGAAAAGGCCUUACGCACGGAUCUGUGUCAUCCGAACUUGAAAGUCCAGAUCGGCCAGAGAAGGACCAUUGAGCAGCAGCCCGACAGACAGCAGCCCAAUAGUCUCAAACCACCACCCGAGUCAGAUCCAGGCACGCCGUUUCAGCACCACAGUUAG